Molecule: messenger RNA, 620 nt
Organism: Pseudoliparis swirei
Lineage: Eukaryota; Metazoa; Chordata; Actinopteri; Perciformes; Liparidae
Product: cytochrome c oxidase subunit 5A, mitochondrial-like
Exons: 5
Coding region: 56-496 (146 amino acids)
Biological process (GO): mitochondrial electron transport, cytochrome c to oxygen
Cellular component (GO): mitochondrial inner membrane
Source: RefSeq, a predicted model, not a curated record
UCCGCCUCCGAGUCUCCCUUUUUGACAGAGGACGGUUAGCACCCGCCGCGGUACCAUGUUUCGAGCCGUGUUCCGACUGUCAGCCACAGGGGCUCGGAGCCUGGCUCGGUCACGACCCUGCUACACAGCUCCAUUGGCUUCCAGAUGUUACUCCCAUGAAAAGGUGGAGUCAGACGAGGAGUUUGAUGCCCGUUGGAUCACUUACUUCAGCAAACCUGACAUUGAUGCCUGGGAACUGAGGAAAGGCAUGAACACCCUGAUUGGGUAUGACCUGGUACCCGAGGCCAAGAUCCUGGAUUCAGCACUGAAGGCUUGCCGAAGACUGGAUGACCUGGCCACUGCCAUCCGCAUCCUUGAGGCCGUUAAGGACAAAGCAGGCCCUUACAAAGAGAUCUACCCCUACCUGAUCCAAGAGCUAAAGCCAACCCUUUCAGAACUGGGUAUCUCAACACCAGAAGAGCUGGGCAUUGACAAGUUAGACUGUCAGGUCAUUUGAUGUUCAAAGAGAUGAGCUCCCCUGGUUCUCUCCUGUCAAAUAUGUCUAUAUUGUUGAUUAAAUCCAUGUUGUCCUGUUGUGUACAAAGUGGUGGACCUAAUAAAGAAAACCAAUAAUUAAAAAA